This is a messenger RNA of Dicentrarchus labrax (European seabass), 846 nucleotides long. Its product is annotated as G-protein coupled receptor 4-like. Gene Ontology annotation, cellular component: membrane. The transcript is spliced from 3 exons. Lineage: Eukaryota; Metazoa; Chordata; Actinopteri; Moronidae. The record is from RefSeq and is a predicted model, not a curated record. Gene Ontology annotation, biological process: positive regulation of Rho protein signal transduction; phospholipase C-activating G protein-coupled receptor signaling pathway. The coding region runs from base 1 to 846 and encodes 281 amino acids. Gene Ontology annotation, molecular function: G protein-coupled receptor activity.
AUGCCACAGGACAACAGAUUUAAUUACAGCAACAUCACCUCCUCUGGCAAUGAUUUUGACAAAAGUAUAUCCAUCAGAUAUGCGGUGACACACAUAAUCAUUUGUAUCGGUCUUCCUUUGACCCUCAUGGCCAUCUAUGCUCUUUAUUCUCAGGUGCGAAAUGAUCAUGUUGCUCCGAUCCACGUCAUCAACCUUCUGAUUUCUGAUCUCAUUCAGCUUUGCUGCAUGAUCGUUUGGGUGGCAUCACCUAAGGAUCAGAAGAUUUCUAAAAUUGUAGAGGUUUUUUACCUCUCUGGUCUGGGGGCCAGUGUUUGCUUCAUGGUGUGCGUCGCCCUGGAAAGGUAUUUGGUUGUCGCCUUCCCGCUGUGGUACCGCUUCAGACGAACCAUCAAGACCUCUGUGGUGGUCUGUGUUGUGGUCUGGACUGUUCCUCUUGUCUUGCUCCUCUCUGCAAUUUUCUGGGAUGAUGUUAAGGUCAUAUGCGCUAUCUUCAGCGUUUUCCUCCUCCUUCCCUUCCCACUGUUGAUAUUCUUCCUUGGUGGGACCCUCAAAGCCCUGUCUGCCAGCCGAGUCCCCUCUGAUGAAAAACAACGAAUUGUGGGAGUUUUGGUCCUGGUGCUGCUUAUUUACACUCUGCUGUUCAUGCCCGUAAUCAUUGGGUUAGUAGCAGAGGGAGCAAGAAGUAACGUCACCUUCAGAAACCUGUCUGUCAUCUUUGUUAGAUUAAGUCCUCUUGCAGACUUAGUUCUGUAUGUUUUCAUGAGGAAAGGGACCAUAGACAAGCUUUUGGCCUCUGUGUGUUGUUGCAGAAUGAACAGCAAUGAUAUCAGCAGUUCAUCAGUAUGA